AUGGUUUGGGGGUGCUUCGGGCGGCACGCGUCAGACGCGCGCGUCGCACCGGCGCGGUGGGCGGAGCCAAGGUGUAUCCACGCGACAGGGAGGCGUGGCCCCGGCGACCGUCCAGAGGCGUUGAAAAGCGGGGUGGCCGGGGGGCGAGCACUCAGAGCCGCUUUGUUUUUGUUUACCAUCACCACCAUCACCACCAUCACCGCCUCCAUCAUGGACCUUCCGCAGCAGCAGCUUUUGCCGCCCGCCUGCUUCUUCUCCGCGGCGCAGAGCGUCCCGCUGAGCCCCGGCAGCCCCGCCGGCAAACUCCCCACCAAGGCGGCCAAGCGCUCUCGCUCCUCCUCGCCGGAGCUGCUGCGCUGCAAGCGGCGCCUCAACUUCGCCGGCUUCGGCUACACGCUGCCGCCGCAGCAGCCGCACGCGGUGGCGCGCCGCAACGAGCGCGAGCGCAACCGCGUCAAGCUGGUCAACAACGGCUUCGCUACGCUGCGAGAGCACGUGCCCAACGGCGCCGCCAACAAGAAGAUGAGCAAGGUGGAGACGCUGCGCUCCGCCGUGGAGUACAUCCGCGCCCUGCAGCAACUCCUGGACGAGCACGACGCCGUCAGCGCCGCCUUCCAGUCCGGCGUGCUGUCGCCCGGCAUGUCGCAGGGCUACGCCGCGGACAUGAACUCCAUGGCCGGCUCGCCGGUGUCCUCCUACUCGUCAGACGAGGCGUCCUACGACCCGCUCAGCCCCGAGGAGCAGGAGCUUCUGGACUUCACCAACUGGUUCUGAGCACCCCCCCGGCGGGUAAGACCUGCCUGCACCCUUCCACCCGCUCCGGAGCUCCGGGAACUUCUUCUCCCCCCUGCAGGAGCGCGCAUCGGUCAUUUGCGGUCCAGGGCGGCCCCGGAGGAGAAGAAGAUGCUCGGCCCGCCUCCUCCUUGCAGGUUGCAAGAACCAGCAGCCACAAAGACCAAGGGGGGAAACAAAAAAAAGAGGAUUUUCCAGAAGGGACAAGCGGUAGAAAAUGGAUGAACUUUUUUUUAGACCCAAACUCAAAAUGCUUCCAAGUCGCGGAUCUAUCCUCCGAGAUUCUUUAUCAUGCAAAUAUAUUUUUCUAUGUAAAAGAGAUUUAUCAACUUUUUUUCUACACAUCUUUUGUAUAUAAAUAUCUAUAUCUAUGACUAUGUCCAGCUCAGCACCGAUACGUGUCUUAUUUAAUAAUGUAUAUGAUCAAACUUAUGCAGCUAGUGUCCAAACAAAGUUGGAGAGAAAAAAAAAAGGAAGAAAGAAGCAUAUUUUCUACA
This is a messenger RNA of Nerophis lumbriciformis (worm pipefish), 1289 nucleotides long. RefSeq names its product achaete-scute family bHLH transcription factor 1a (gene ascl1a). Gene Ontology annotation, cellular component: RNA polymerase II transcription regulator complex. The record is from RefSeq and is a predicted model, not a curated record. Gene Ontology annotation, molecular function: DNA-binding transcription factor activity, RNA polymerase II-specific; RNA polymerase II transcription regulatory region sequence-specific DNA binding; protein dimerization activity. NCBI's taxonomy places the organism in Eukaryota, Metazoa, Chordata, Actinopteri, Syngnathiformes, Syngnathidae. Gene Ontology annotation, biological process: neuron differentiation; regulation of neurogenesis; positive regulation of transcription by RNA polymerase II.